Messenger RNA from Bufo bufo (common toad), 1789 nucleotides. Its product is annotated as ceramide synthase 4-like. The record is from RefSeq and is a predicted model, not a curated record. The coding region runs from base 117 to 1301 and encodes 394 amino acids. Gene Ontology annotation, biological process: ceramide biosynthetic process. Gene Ontology annotation, cellular component: membrane. Gene Ontology annotation, molecular function: sphingosine N-acyltransferase activity; DNA binding. NCBI's taxonomy places the organism in Eukaryota, Metazoa, Chordata, Amphibia, Anura, Bufonidae. The transcript has 11 exons.
CAUAGGUCCCCACAAUCCUUCCGCUCCAUGUUCUGAGAAGAAGUGACUUUAGCCUCCGGUCGCCCUAACUCCUUUCUUCUCUCUCCUCCCAUCUGCGCUCCGGACCCCGAGUCAGAAUGGAUGCUCUGUUCAACCAAUGGCUUUGGAGACAGGAAUAUUGGCUUCCCCCUGGAAUAACUUGGGAAGAUAUGAAGGAGACCGAAGAUGUCCAGUAUCCACGUCCUAGGGAUCUUCUCUUCGGUGUUCCAUGUGCUUUUAUCCUCACUGCUCUGAGAUUUUUGUUUGAAAGGUUUGUGACACUACCUCUAAGCAGAAAGAUGGGCCUCCGAGAUAAAUACAAAAGGAAACCGUCUGUUAAACCGGUUCUAGAAGAGUUUUAUUUAAAAAAGGGAAAGCAUCCAUCAGAGCCUGAAGUCCGCUACCUGUCAGCUGAGUGUAAAAUGCAGAUUCGCCAAGUUGAACAUUGGUUCAGAUGUAGAAGAGACCAAGACAGGCCAAGCGUAACCAAAAAAUUCUCUGAAUCCAGCUGGAGAUUUACUAUGUACUUGAUUUCAUUCCUUACUGGAUUUUCUUUACUAAUCAACAAGCCAUGGUUUUGGGACCAGAAGGAAUUCUGGACGGAUUAUCCCUAUCAGCCAUUUGAGUUCUCAUCGUACAGCUAUUACAUGUUGCAGCUAGGAUUUUACUCAUCAAUGCUCCUCACUUUGGCUUUUGAUAUAAAAAGGAAGGACAUGAAGGAGCAGGCAGUACAUCAUUUUGCCACCAUCUUUCUCAUUAUUUUCUCUUAUUGUGCCAACUACAUAAGAGCAGGUACCUUUGUGAUGCUUCUACAUGAUGCAGCUGACUGCCUUCUUGAGGUAACAAAGGUGUUCAAUUACAGCAAGUGGGAGAAGACGUGUAAUGUCUUGUUUAUCAUUUUUGCGUUGGUUUUCAGCUUCACUCGUCUGUAUAUCCUACCCACAAGGGUCAUCUAUAGUACAUAUUAUUCCUCCAUGAUAAGAUUCCAGCCUUUCUUUGGAUAUUAUUUUUUCAAUGCUCUUCUAAUGACACUACAAAUACUUCAUUGUUUCUGGGCUUACAUGAUUCUCCGAAUGAUAUAUAGAUUCACAUUUACUGGCGCGGUCGGUACUGAUGUUCGUAGUGAUGUGGAAGAGAGUGAGGACAGUGGACAAGAAAAUAGUAGACCAUCAGAGAUAGAGACCAAAACUGUCUACUGGAACAUUAACAAUAACAGUGUUUCUGGAAAGACCGUAGACAAUGGAGUGGCCAGAAUGAAUAAUGGACACUCGAAGACUAGCUAACUGAAACUAUUGGUGGGCAGCUAUCCAAAAUGUAUUUAUGGUUCUGUGGAAUUCACCCUUCAAGCUUUCUGGCUUAGUUGCUUGGCAGAUACCCUACACGUUACAGACACCCUACACAUUACAGAGCAGAGUAUCUAGUUUACUAGCACAGUGAUGCCUGAGUUCUAAGACCUUUUAACCUGCGGGGCUUUAGUCACAUGAUACUGACCUUAAAUGAAUUAAGCUCUUCAUCAUAACUAUACGUAAGGCUUAUAUCUUACACCACAUACUACAACUAUAUAAACUCAUGACUCCUUCAGUGACUUUGUCGUCUAGAUACUUUCUUCUUCAUAUAGCACUCUAUAGCGUUCUGCUGUGAUGGGCAACUCCAGAGGUUUUUCAUACUCAUAAAUAAUAUCUUCUGUUUAUAAUGUAUUAAUGAGACAUUAAAGGGGUUGUUUCACUUCAACAAAUGGCAUUUAUCAUGUAGAGAAAGUUACUACAAGGCA